AAAUAAGGGUUAAGGAAAAAUGAGAUUUAAAAAUAAAUAAUAAGUCACACUGAGAAAGAACCUAUAUUAAUUUUGUUUUUAUCACAUUUCGGCCACAUUUCUUCAAAAUUUCAGCUUAAUUUAAUGGCAACAGCUGAUGCAAGUUCUUCUGGUUAUAAUCCUUGGAAUGAUGACUUGGAAAUCGACAAUGAAGCCACAGAAAAUCAACGACUUCGACGUUCCACGUCAACCAUAGCCUUACAGACAGAAACAACACUGCGUCGUAAUAAUGAAUCAAUAGUAUUUCUUCAGCCAAGUGAAGACGGCAUUCUGCAUGCACCAAUGGAAGAAGAAUCUGAAAAACCUAUGAGAAACAGGAAAUCCAUCCUGGAAGAACAUGGUCUUUUAAUUGGUAAAAUAAUUGGUUGUGGAAGUUAUGCCAAAGUUAAAGUUGCUUACUCUGAAGAAUUGCAAAAAGAAGUUGCUGUUAAAAUUAUUUCAAAAUUAAAAGCUCCGCCAGAAUAUACCAAGAAAUUCUUGCCUAGAGAAAUUGAUGCAGUGAAAGGCUUACAUCAUGAAAAUCUAAUACAAUUUUAUCAAAGUAUUGAAACGAGUCAUAGAGUUUACUUAGUAAUGCAGAUAGCUGAAAAUGGAACAAUGCUUGAUUAUAUCCGACAAAAAAAGUAUCUUGAUGAGACGAAUGCCCGAAAGCUUUUUCGACAGUUGAUUAGUGUAAUUUCAUAUUGCCAUUCCAAGGGAGUUGUCCAUCGAGAUAUUAAAUGUGAAAAUCUAUUGCUUGAUACAGAAUUCAAUUUGAAAAUAAUUGAUUUUGGAUUCGCCCGAAAGGAUACUCUGGCCAGUGAUAACUCGGUGAUUCUUUCAAAAACAUUCUGUGGUAGUUAUGCUUAUGCAAGUCCGGAAAUCUUAAAAGGAGUUGCUUAUAAUCCAUUUUUAUCAGAUAUCUGGGCAACAGGAGUCGUUUGCUAUGCAAUGGUGUUUGGUCGGCUGCCAUAUGAUGGAUCAAACGUACAUGUCUUGCUUAAGCGAGUAAAUUCCCAUCUUGUGUUUCCUAAGACACCUAAGGCAAGUAACGAAUGCAAGCAAUUAAUAUUUCAUAUACUGGCACCUCUAAAUAUAAGAUAUCGAAUACCCCAAAUACAAGAGGAUCCUUGGUUUAAUGGUGAAAAUUCAAACAAUGCAGUUGAUACAUCUUCUAAGACUAAAUAGAUACAUCCUCAAAAGCUCAUACAUCUGAAAUAAAAAUCAACUUGCUCAGUAUUAAAAGGAAA
Molecule: messenger RNA, 1268 nt
Organism: Episyrphus balteatus (marmalade hoverfly)
Lineage: Eukaryota; Metazoa; Arthropoda; Insecta; Diptera; Syrphidae
Product: testis-specific serine/threonine-protein kinase 4
Exons: 5
Coding region: 124-1206 (360 amino acids)
Biological process (GO): intracellular signal transduction; protein phosphorylation; microtubule cytoskeleton organization
Cellular component (GO): cytoplasm
Molecular function (GO): ATP binding; tau-protein kinase activity; protein serine/threonine kinase activity
Source: RefSeq, a predicted model, not a curated record